AUGCCUGAAAAAUCAACCGAAAAACGACCAGUAGCAACAGACGAUGCUGAACUCAACAAAACUACAAAAAAGCAAAAGAAAGACAGCGAUACAAUCCCAAUUCUUCGUGGUCGCUUCAAACAACGAUGGUUAACAAAGCACUCACAUUUGUUAAAACGUUCAGAUGAUGCUAGUGGUAUUUUAGUGUCGUGUAGUGUAAAUGCGGAGACCCGUGCUCUAGGCCAGGUAUCUACUUGCCUGGAGCAUUAUAUUACAAAGUUGUUCCCUGAUCACUCAAGUACCUGGGUUAGAUUUGAGGGCAAGCUUGACAUUGAUCAAAUUGAUUUUGACGACGAGGAGAAGACAGCUGAUCAGAAAGAGGAUAAAGCAGAGACCGAGAAAGAACGCAAAGAAAAGAAGUUUCAAGCUAUCGAUGCUGCUUGUGGAGGGCUUGUGUUUUACAGAUUUAGGAUCGAUGUCAAACCCACUGAAUUUGUGAUUAAAUUGAUGGAUCACAUUAAGCAAUUGCCUGAUAAAGAACGCGAGCAAGAGUUGGGAAAGCUUCGCCAUUGUGCUAGAUGGAUUCCUUUAGAUUACAUCUGCCCUGCUAUUACAGAAAGAAUUGCUUCAUGUUUUGAGAGAGUCAAGGCAGAUUAUUUCAACACAGAGGGUGACACUACAGAGGAUACAGUAGCCAUCAUCACAGAAAUCCGCAACAACAUCAUGAUUAAGAAAGAAGAAAUCAUUCAAACCAUCGCACCUCUUAUACCGCCCAAAUACAGAGUCAAUCUCAAGAAACCAACAUAUGUGAUUUUCGUUACAGUUUUCAAGAGUGCGUGCGGAAUUACAGUGUUGAAAGACUAUUACGAACGAAAGAGAUACAAUCUAGUUGCCUACUGUCAAUAA
Messenger RNA from Mucor velutinosus, 885 nucleotides. RefSeq lists its product as uncharacterized. NCBI's taxonomy places the organism in Eukaryota, Fungi, Mucoromycota, Mucoromycetes, Mucorales, Mucoraceae. The transcript has 4 exons. Gene Ontology annotation, biological process: tRNA modification. The record is from RefSeq and is a predicted model, not a curated record. The coding region runs from base 1 to 885 and encodes 294 amino acids. Gene Ontology annotation, molecular function: RNA binding.